AUGGGCACAGUGGAGCUCCAUCGGCUAUUCUCCAUGCUCGAUGAACGACAAUGGCAACAUCAGCGGGAAGGAGCUCUCGGGAUCUGCGUGUCGGAGGAGAAGCUGCGGCCGAUGAUCGGAAAGGUUGACGCUGACGGGGACGCCGACGAGUUCGGCGCCCGGUAUGCGACAACAUUGGAAAACGGCGAAGGCGACAAAGGGGACGACGGUGAAGAAGACGUGCGGGAGGCUUUUAGGGUUUUCGAUCGGGAAGGGGCAGAUUCAUCACAGCGGAUGAACUGA
Molecule: messenger RNA, 282 nt
Organism: Striga hermonthica
Lineage: Eukaryota; Viridiplantae; Streptophyta; Magnoliopsida; Lamiales; Orobanchaceae
Source: the annotation of a GenBank genome assembly